Messenger RNA from Macaca mulatta (Rhesus monkey), 3873 nucleotides. Lineage: Eukaryota; Metazoa; Chordata; Mammalia; Primates; Cercopithecidae. The record is from RefSeq and is a predicted model, not a curated record.
AUUCUGUUGUUGGUGGAGUGAUCUGUAUGCUGUUGUUUGGUGAAUGUGCAUAUUCUGUUGUUGGGUGGAGCAUUCUAUAUUUUGUUGUUGGGUGGAUUGUUGUAUAUCCUGUUGGGUGGAUUGUUCUAUAUUCUGUUGCUGGGUGGUGUGUUCUAUAUUCUGUUGGGUGGAUUGUUCUAAAUUCUGUUGUUGGGUGGUGUGUUCUAUAUUUUGUUGUUGGGUAGCAUGUUCUAUAUUCUGUUGUUGGGUGGUGUGUUCUGUAUUCUGUUGCUGGGUAGUGUGUUCCGUAUUCUGUUGUUGAGUGGAGUGUUCCGUAUUCUGUUGUUGGGUGGAGUGUUGUAUAUUCUGUUGUUGGGUGGCAUGUUCUAUAUUCUGUUGUUGGGUGGCAUGUUCUGUAUUCUGUGUUGGGUGGAGUGUUCUGUAUCCUCUUGUUGGGUGUCGCAUUCUGUAUUGUUGUUGGGCGGUUUCUUCUAUAUUCUCUUGUUGGGUGGCAUGUUCUUUCUUCUGUUCGGUGGAGCGUUCUAUCUUUUGUUAUUAGGUGGAGCGUUCUAUCUUCUGUUGUUGGGUUGCAUGUUCUGUCUUCUGUUGUUGGGUGUCGUGUUCUAUAUUCUGUUGUUUGUGGCAUGUUCUAUAUUCUGUUGUUGGGUGGCGUGUUCUAUAUUCUGUUGUUGGGUGGAUUGUUCUAUAUUCUGUUGUUGGUGGAGUGUUCUAUAGUCUGUUGUUGGGUGGAGUGUUGCAUAUUCCAUUGUUGGGUGGAGUGUUGCAUAUUCCGUUGUUGGGUCAGUGUUCUAUAUUCUGGUUUUGGUGGCAUGUUCUGUAUUCUGUUGUUGGGUGGCGAGUUCUGUAUUCUGUUGUUGGGUGGCGUGUUCUAUAUUCUGUUGUUGGGUGCAUUGUUCUGUAUUCUGUUGUUCGGUGGCGUGUUCUGUAUUCUGUUGUUGGGGUGUUCUGUAUUCUGUUGUUGGGUGCAUUGUUCUGUAUUCUGUUGUUCAGUGGCGUGUUCUAUAUUCUGUUAUUGGUGGAGUGUUCUAUAUUCUGUUGUUGGUGGAGUGUUCCAUAUUCUGUUGUUGGGUGGAUUGUUCUGUAUUCUGUUGUUGGGUGGAGUGUUGCAUAUUCCGUUGUUGGGUGGCGUGUUCUGUAUUCCAUUGUUGGAUCAAUGUUCUAUAUUCUAUUUUUGGUGGCACGUUCUGUAUUCUGUUGUUGGGUGGCGUGUUUUAUAUUCUGUUGUUAGGUUGUGUGUUCUAUAUUCUGUUGUUGGGUGGCGUGUUCUGUAUUCGGUUGCUGGGCGGCGUGUUCUGUAUUCUGUUGGUGGGCAGCGUGUUCUGUAUUCUGUUGGUGGGUGGCAUGUUCUAUUUUCUUUGUUGGGUGGCGUGUUCUAUGUUCUGUUGUUGGGUGGAGUGUUCUAUAUUCUGUUGUUGGAUGGAGUGUUCUAUCUUCUGUUGUCGGGUGGCAUGUUCUAUAUUCUGUUGUGUGGCGUGUUCUACAUUCUGUUGUUGGUGUAGUGUUCUAUAUUCUGUUGCUGGGUGACGUGCUCUAUAUUCUGUAGUUGGGUGGCAUGUUCUAUAUUCUUUCGUUGGGUGGCAUGUUCUAUAUUCUGUUGUUGGUUGGAUUGUUCUGUAUUCUGUUGGGUGGCGUGUUCUGUAUUCUGUUGUUGGGUGGCGUGUUCUAUAUUCGGUUGUUGGGUGGCGUGUUCUGUCUUCUGUUGUUGGAUGGAGUGUUCUGUCUUCUUUUGUUGGGUGGCAUGUUCUCUCUUCCAUUUUUGGGUGGAUUGUUCUAUAUUCUGUUGGGUGGCAUGUUCUAUAUUCUUUUGUUGGUGGAGUGUUCUAUAUUCUGUUGUUGGGUGGUGUGUUUUAUAUUCUGUUGUUGGGUGGGAUGUUCUAUCUUCUGUUGGGUGGAUUGUUAUAUAUUCUGUUGUUGGUUGGCGUGUUCUAUCUUCUGUUGUUGGGUGGAUUGUUCUAUAUUCUAUUGGGUGGCGUGUUCUAUUGUUGGUGGAGUGGUCUAUAUUCUGUUGUUGGGUGGCAGGUUCUGUCUUCUGUUGAGUGGAGCGUUCUGUGUUCUGUUAUUGGGUGGAGCGUUUUAUCUUCUGUUGUUGGGUGGAGGAUUCUAUCUUCUAUUGUUGGGUGGCGCAUUCUAUAUCCUGUUGUUUCGUGGCAUGUUCUACAUUCUGUUGUUGGAUGGCAUGUUCUAUAUUCUGUUGUUGGGUGUAUUGUUCUAUAUUCUGUUGGUUGGUGGCAUGUUCUAUAUUCUGUUGUUGUUAGAGUGUUCUAUAUUCCGUUGUUGGUGUGUUAUAUCUCCCCUUAUUGGGGGGAUUGUUCUAUAUUCUGUUGGUGGGUGAAUUGUUCUAUAUUCUGUUGUUGGGUGGAUUGUUCUGUAUUCUGUUGUUGGGUGGAUUGUGCUAUAUUCGGUUGUUGGGUGGUGUGUUCUAUAUUCUGUUGUUGGGUGGUGUGUUCUAUACUCUGUUGUUGGGUGCUGUGUUCUAUAUUCUGUUAUUGGGUGGAUUGUUCUAUAUUCUGUUGCUGGAUUGUUCUAUAUUCUGUUGUUGGGUGGCGUGUUCUAUAUUCGGUUGUUGGGUGGCGUGUUCUAUAUUCUGUUGUUGGGUGGUGUGUUCUAUAUUCUGUUGUUGGGUGCUGUGUUCUAUAUUCUGUUGUUGGGUGGAUUGUUCUAUAUUCUGUUGUUGGAUGGAUUGUUCUAUAUUCUGUUGUUGGGUGGCGUGUUCUAUAUUCUGUUGUUGGGUGGCGUGUUCUAUAUUCUGUUGUUGGGUGGCGUGUUCUAUAUUCUGUUGUUGGGUGGCGUGUUCUAUAUUCAGUUGUUGGGUGGCAUGUUCUGUAUUCUGUUGUUGGGUGGCGUGUUCUAUAUUCGGUUGUUGGGUGGCGUGUUCUAUAUUCUGUUGUUGGGUGGCGUGUUCUAUAUUCUGUUGUUGGGUGGCGUGUUCUAUCUUCUGUUGUUGGGUGGCGUGUUCUAUCUUCUGUUGUUGGGUGCCAUGUUCUAUAUUCUCUUGUUGGGUGGAGUGUUCUAUAUUCCGCUGUUGGGUGGAUGUUCUAUAUUCUGUUGUUCGAUGGUGUGUUCUGUAUUCUCUUUUUGGGUGGCGUGUUCUGUAUUCUGUUGUUGGGUGAUGUGUUCUGUAUUCUAUUGUUUGGGUGGCACAUUCUAUAUUCUGUUGUUGGGCGCCGUGUUCUACAUUCUGUUAUUGGGUGGAGUGUUCUAUAUUCUGUUGUUGGGUGGUGUGUUCUACAAAAUGUCAGGUCAGGUUGGUUAAGGGUUGUUAGUUUAGGUUUUCUAUAUUCUUAGUUUUUUCUUUUUUUGCUCUUUUCAUCAAUUGCUAUGAGAAAGAAGUGUUGAAUUUUUUCAACUGUAAUUGUGGAUUUGUGUGUUUCCCCAUUCAGUCCUAUUGGUUGUUGCUUUAUCUCUUCUCUAAAACUAUAUUUUAACUUACUUUUACUGAUUUUGAAAUAGAUUUUUUGUUUAGGAAAACAAAGUGUUAAAAUGUAAACCAACCAGAGAUAAUUUUAGGGAGCAGUGUUUAAUUCAGCCUUCAAACUUGUUCAUGAGUCGUGAUCAAUCUUUGUUGUCAUAUUAUUAUAUUAAAAACUAUUUCAGAGAGGAAAUUUGUAGCCAGGUACAGUUUUUUUUGUAGUUUGAUUAAAAAGUUAAAUUUAUCACAAUGAAUCAUAUAUUUUUAAUGUUACGAUUCCUGUUGUAUAAAAAUUUUACUAACAAAUUUAAAAGGUGAGAAGAAGAGAUCAAAUUGUUUUGCAGUUAUAAAAUUAUCACUAGUUUAGCCUUUGAGAAUAUAGGUAAUAGAUUAAAAAUUCAAUUUAAAAAUGAUUUAAACUGCUUUUGAGACUUCCUCCAGAACUGACCUUUUUCAUUUAUGAA